This is a messenger RNA of Juglans regia (Persian walnut), 2728 nucleotides long. RefSeq lists its product as uncharacterized. Lineage: Eukaryota; Viridiplantae; Streptophyta; Magnoliopsida; Fagales; Juglandaceae. The record is from RefSeq and is a predicted model, not a curated record. The transcript is spliced from 3 exons. The coding region runs from base 616 to 1434 and encodes 272 amino acids.
UUAUAGGCGCUCUUAUUAGUUGGUUGGGUUGGAAUCGAGCCUUUUAAGGUAUGCCUCUUAUCGUAGGUGAUAUGAAUGUAUUUUGGGAUGCUGAGGUUGAUAGAUAUUGGUUUUCUGCCAAUGAUCAUGAAUGUAUUUUAUGGAAGUUGACUUUGAUCAAGGCAGCAUGAGUUAAUUGAGGAAUUUGAGAUAUAACUCGUAGUUUUGGGAAAGGGAAUAAUUUUCUACUAAAAUGUAAUAAGAGUUUUGUUUAGUAGGAAUGGAGUCACCUUGUACUCGAUGGUGUUAGUUUCAUGAGGAUGUAGGUUUUAUAUGUGUGGCGAAUAUCAGAGUGCGCAGCAGAAGCGUGGUAUUUUGUUGUAGUCAGGAGUUUAGAUUGUGCUGGUUUGAGGAAUUAAUGAUGACUUGAAUUUUGAAAAGAUACUUGUAAUUGGAGAUUAAAUCAGCCUUCCUUCGAGAAUCAAAAUAUACGUUGAAUUGAGGAUUCUCAGAUUGUGCCACUGUGAGAAACUUCAAGAAAUUCUACAUCUUCCACCAAAUAUACAAGAGCUAUAUGCCAGAGAGUGUUUCUCCUUGGAACGAUUACUAGAAGUAUCAACAAAAUUUCAAUUCUAUAUGUCCUGUGGCUUGCGAGCGCUAAGAUUGACUGACUUGUUCGAUUGCCAUAAAUUGGUUGCAAAUAUAGGGAGUCAGGUUCCAAAACCUUCAUUUGUUGAGGAACAUAUUCAAGACCAUUCAAGUGGUAUUAUAUUUCCAGGGAAUAAGAUUCUAGAUAGGUUUAGCCAUUCUAAGGAGAUUUCAAAUGGUGAUGAUUCUUGUGAAUUGGAUAUUCGUGGGCCCUUGUAUUUGGAAGAAAUCAUAGGAAUUGUUUUCUGUGCUAUUCUUGGAUUCGACCGGGGUUUUCCCUUGGGGUCCUUCUCUGGUAUUCAUGUUUCUAUAAAUGGUAACAUGCUUGUAGAAGCAAGGUUUUACUUAUAUGGAGGCUCGGAUCAUGUAUAUCUAAAUUACUCGUUUCCAGAAUGUAUCGAGCAAUUGCUGCAGUACGCAACAGGAGAUAAUCUGAGGUUUAGAUUUUAUGGUGAUUCUUAUAAAGUGAUGAUUAAAGGUUUCAGAGUUCACAUAAUCUAUAAGCAUGAAGGGAAUGAGAGCUUAACAGUUGAGGAGUGCUCAGUAGGUUCAUCAAAUGGUAUCCAACUUUCUAAGAGAUGCCGAGAUGAUGAAGACAACAACUUGGAAUUCAAUGGAUAUCCACAACACAAGAGGCGCUCUUACAACUUGGGCAAUUCAAAUGUGGUUGUCGAUUGCGCAGGUGUUAACGGUGAUUUUGCGAAAGCAAAAGGAGGCUCUGACUCUGAGGGAAGUUUAAAAGAAGAAGAAGUAUCAGCCUCUCGAUCUGUCUUAAGAAGGCCAGGGAAUUCGGAGAAGGCUUACUAGGCAUCAGGAUUUUAUGCUGCCGGUUCAAAAGGAUUUCUCAAAUGAUCUGCAAAAGUCAAAGAAAAUCUGGAGGAAACAUGUGUGGGUGGUGUUGUUGCUAGACUUGUUUGUGUGCUCAGUGUUGUUCGUGAUAUGGUUGUGGGUCUGCAGGGAUUGAAUGGUUGAGACGAGGGCAUUUUGGUUCUCUCUUUCUGUGUUUUUUCUAAAGGCCUGGGAGGAGGUGGGGUUGGUUUUAGGACAGUGGCAUGAAUUUCACGAGCCAUUGGUGUAUGAUGAGGACGUAUAAGGAAGUGUUGUUGAUUUCUUCUUUUGGUAAUUUAUACUGCUCAUCUAUUUAAUUAUAUAAAAGCUAAGUUUUUAAUUGAUGACUUGCAUUUAGCCUGCACUAUUCAGUUAACUGCAAAGCCAAGUUUCAUUUGUACACCUUACAAACCAACAAACUACAAAGUCAAGUGGUGGUUUGGUUGCAAACCGUGCAAUGGUUUGCCGACAUGCUUCAAAACAAAUGGUCAAGUGGUGCAAUGAUACAAAUCAGAACUUGAAGUCCUCAUCGUCACCUCUGUUGUCCCUCAAAAGCCAUUUAAAGAAGCCAUCCUUCUCAAAAGCCAAUUGUUGAACCCAUCUCAUCCUCGCCUCUACUCUGAAAAAGACAGGAGAUCAGUGAGAAAGAUCGUCGAGGCUAUGGGUUGUAUCGGGGACGGAACUUGCCCGAACGAUGCACUCAUGAAGGCCGCUAAAGUACUUGAACAUCAAAAGGAGAGGAACCCCGUAGCCAAUUAUGCUUCUAUCCAACGGUCACGGAGACAGAGAGGUAUGGAUGGGCGUACGAAGGCUUACCUACUUGACGAAGGCAGCUGAUGGAGGCAACGAAGCACGACGGGGAGAAGGGGAUUGAGCGAUAUGCGAGAGAAAAUCCUUGAGGGAGUCGAAAAAUUGAAGUGGCACUGGGAGAGAAUAACUUUGGGAGAAACUGAAAAGGAAACCGUUGUUUCUGAUUAAGGGAGUCGUUUCUGCUUCCCUCUCAGUGGCCUCAACCCCACAGCGAGGAGCUCCUUCUCGCCAUGGAGGAGUCCGAUUUUGAUGAAAAGUAUCUUUCAACUAACCCCGUUUUACUUAGAUUCCACCUAAAGCUUGAUUUCCAACAAAAGUUUUAAUCUUUCGAUCUCUUUGUGAGGUUAUAGUCAAACAUUGCCUUCUGGGUUUUGCAAAUAAAACCAACCAUGCAUUAAAGAAGAUGAAUAUUAUGCUGUAUGAUUUAUAAACAUUUCUCCUAUCUACUGUAGGAUCAUGAAUA